Oncorhynchus keta (chum salmon) is the source of this 534-nucleotide messenger RNA. RefSeq names its product zinc finger protein 728-like. Lineage: Eukaryota; Metazoa; Chordata; Actinopteri; Salmoniformes; Salmonidae. Bases 1 to 534 code for a protein of 177 amino acids. Gene Ontology annotation, cellular component: nucleus. Gene Ontology annotation, molecular function: DNA-binding transcription factor activity, RNA polymerase II-specific; RNA polymerase II transcription regulatory region sequence-specific DNA binding. The record is from RefSeq and is a predicted model, not a curated record. The transcript has 2 exons. Gene Ontology annotation, biological process: regulation of transcription by RNA polymerase II.
AUGUUUUUAUAUUCUAAAAUACGUGACUACCAUGAGCGCAUACACGUUGGAGAAGACUACUGGUGCGCGGACUGUGGCAAGACGUUCAAGGAGCGCCAGGAUCGCGACAUGCACGAGUGCAUUGUUUGCGAGGGAGACCGGCCCUACAGCUGCUCCGAGUGCAACAAGGACUUUGAAAGGCAGUACCAUCUCAAACAACACCAGCUGGAAAAACACUCUCAAAUGGUGGAGCAGACUGUCGAACCUGAACCUGAGUCCAAGGACAUUGAGGACCAACAGAGUCAGUUUGAGUCAGCUGAGAGUUCUGAGAAAAAACUAAGGAAACACUAUACCUGUGACGUCUGUGGCAAGGUAUUUAGGCUCAAAUCACCUUUCACCAAACAUCAGCUCAGACACAAGGGAGACCUGCCCUUCAGCUGCUCAGAGUGCAACAAGGACUUUAAAAGUCAGUACCAGCUUAAAAAACACCAGCUUGAAAAGCACCCUCUAAAGGUGGAGCAGCCGUGUUCUGAUCUUGUAUGGACAGCGACCUGA